Molecule: messenger RNA, 1066 nt
Organism: Scophthalmus maximus (turbot)
Lineage: Eukaryota; Metazoa; Chordata; Actinopteri; Pleuronectiformes; Scophthalmidae
Gene: mrpl27
Product: mitochondrial ribosomal protein L27
Exons: 4
Coding region: 58-501 (147 amino acids)
Biological process (GO): translation
Cellular component (GO): ribosome; mitochondrial large ribosomal subunit
Molecular function (GO): structural constituent of ribosome
Source: RefSeq, a predicted model, not a curated record
GCAGCAAAAGGAUCCGGAUGUGACGUAAGUGCGUUGACGCGAGUGACACCGUUCAAGAUGGCGGCGGUGGCGUCCUUGAUGCUGAAGUCAAGAGCGGGUUUGUUGGCGCCUCAUCAGUCCUUUGUGCUGGACUCUGUGAGGUUUGCGUCCAAGAAGGCUGGUGGUAGCUGUAAGAACAUUGGCGGAAAGAGCCCCGGUCGGAGAUAUGGCUUCAAGAAACAGGAUGGAAACUUUGUCCAUGCCGGUAACAUCCUUGCAACUCAGAGGGGGAUGAGGUAUCACCCAGGAGCACAUGUGGGGUUGGGAACCAACAAGACGCUGUUUGCUCUGGAGGACGGCCACGUCAGUUUCACCAAGGAGGUGUACGUCCCCGCGCCGCGCAGCCAGCAGUCCACGCGGGUCAUCACCAAACUGCCCAAAGGAGCUGUGCUCUACAAGACCUUCAUCAACGUCCUGCCACUCAAACAGGAGGGCAAGUUUAAACUGGUGGACCUGGUCUAAAACUGACCAGACUGGACUGGACUGAGCCGGAAUGUGCCGGAAUGUCAGUCAGGGUUGAAGAGGAUCACAUGCUUCCUGGAGGGCUUUGGCAGCUCGGGCUUCUGUCUUUGACUGAUAUUAGUGAUCGUUUUGUUUUUUUAUGCAGAGACGAUGACUGUAAUGCUGAAUGAAAACCGCUGACUCAACCCAUGGCUGCCUGUGCAACAGUUACAGUAUUUAACAGAAUUGUCGCACACAAACUGACAAUUGAUUUGAGCAAAACUUAACUGAAUCAAAAGAACAAAAACAAAACAUUUUGUUUUUAGGUUUUACAGAUAUUUUUUUUUCAACUUACAUCUACUAGGAGACUCCUUCAUACCAGCAGUAAUAGAAUUCCAGUAUAGUGCAUGGUAUUGGUGAAACCCUAAUGCUCCACACACUUGCUUGUACUUCACCCAGGUACCGGCCGCCUUGUGUCAAACAACAGAACAAUCUGUGUGUUUAUUCGAGUGGAUUGUUUGUCAGUCAUUGCUCUUCUGAUUUGAUUAAAUUUACUGUAUUGGAUAAUAAAGUUUUAUUUGUGUAA